Messenger RNA from Solanum verrucosum, 1857 nucleotides. RefSeq lists its product as uncharacterized. NCBI's taxonomy places the organism in Eukaryota, Viridiplantae, Streptophyta, Magnoliopsida, Solanales, Solanaceae. Gene Ontology annotation, molecular function: nucleic acid binding. The coding region runs from base 1 to 1857 and encodes 618 amino acids. The transcript is spliced from 6 exons. Gene Ontology annotation, biological process: DNA integration. The record is from RefSeq and is a predicted model, not a curated record.
AUGAGGAGAGAUGAGUUCCUAAACAUAGAGCAAGGAAGGAUGUUUGUUGCAGCUUAUGAGGCCAAAUUUCGUGCAUUAUCCAAGUAUGCCACUCAGCUUUGCUUCAGUCCACAAGAGCAGAUUCGCCGCUUUGUAAAGGGAUUGAGGUCAGCUUUGCAGAUUCCAACUUUACAGGUAGCUGCUUCUGCAAAAUCUUUUCAGGAAGUGGUUGAUUUUGUUAUAGAGGUAGAGAAGGUGAAGCCGGAUGACUUCACCAAGGUGUCAAAGUUUAAGAAGUUUCGUAAGGGAGAAGCUAGAGGUAGAGGUGGUCAUGGUAGAAGCUGUCAUUUUGGAGGACGUGGUGGCCAAGGUAAUGGUGGUCACCAGUUUAGCCAGGGUGGCGGGAAAGUUGGAACUACUAGAGCGCAGCCCGACAGGGGCAAUGGACAAACAGGUGAUAGGGCCCAUUGUUAUGCUUUCCCCGCGAGGUCAGAGGUAGAGACAUCUGAUGCUCUUAUCACAGCUACUCUUCUGGUAUGUGAUCGCAUGGCAUAUGUAUUGUUUGAUCCUGGAUCCACAUUUUCUUAUGUAUCUUCCUUGUUUGCUACUGUUGAGAAGGUGUAUAGGUCUUGCCUUGUGGCUUUUAUGGGGAGCAAUACUUAUGUAUAUCUGAUUAUUCUAGAGAUGGUUGAUUUUGAUGUAAUUUUGGGUAUGACUUGGCUUUCUCCAAAUUUUGCUAUCUUAGAUUGUAAUGCUAAGACUGUGACCUUGGCCAAGCCUGGGAUUGAUCCACUAGUGUGGGAGGACCUGCCCAGUAUGCCACCAGAUAGAGACAUUGAUUUUUGUAUUGACCUGGAGUCGGGGACUCGCCCCAUUUCCAUUCCACCUUAUAGAAUGGCCCCAAUUGAGUUAAGAGAGUUAAAGGCCCAACUUCAGGAGUUGUUAGGUAAAGGUUUUAUUAGACCGAGUGCAUUUCCUUGGGCUGCUCCAGUUUUAUUUAUGAAGAAGAAUGAUGGUAGUUUUCGAAUGUGCAUAGACUACAUGCAGUUGAAUAAGUGGAGACAUUAUCUACAUGGGAUCAAGUGUGAAGUGUAUACAGAUCACCGCAGUUUACAAUAUGUGUUCACUCAGAAAGAUUUGAAUUUGAGGCAGAGGAGGUGGAUGAAGUUACUAAAAGACUAUGAUAUUUCUAUUUUAUACCACCUGGUGAAAGUUAAUGUUGUGGUAGAUGCCCUAAGUAGAAAAGAAGGGAGCAUGGGUAGUUUAGCCCACUUACAGGUUUCUAGACGCCUAUUGGCUAGAGAGGUUCAAACUCUGGCUAAUGACUUUAUGAGGCUGGAAGUACUUGAGAAAGGAGGAUUCUUGUCAUGUGUGGAGGCAAGAUAUUCUUUUCUUGACAAGAUUAAGGGAAAGCAGUUUGAUGAUGAGAAGCUGAGCCGAAUUCAAGAUAUGAGGCCUGGAGGGACACUUCAGAGAAUGCCCAUUCCUGAAUUGAAGUGGGAAAGAAUUGCAAUGGAUUUUGUGGUUGGUCUUCCAAAGACAUUGGGUAAGCUAGAUUAUAUAUGGGUAAUUGUUGACAGGUUAACUAAGUCUCCUCACUUUAUUCCGGUCAACAUGACUUACAAUGCAGAGAAGUUAGCCAAACUCUAUAUCCGUGAAAUUGUUCAAUUGCAUGGAGUUUCAAUUUCCAUCAUAUCAGAUAGAGGUACACAAUUUACUUCUAACUUUUGGAGGACCUUGCAUGCUGAAUUAGGUACUAGAUUGGAUCUUAGUACCAUAUUUCAUCCUCAGAUCGAUGGUCAAUCUGAGCGAACAAUUCAAGUGCUAGAGGAUAUGCUUCGUGCAUGUGUGAUAGAUUUUGGUGUUCAUUGGGAAUAG